Molecule: messenger RNA, 1012 nt
Organism: Phycodurus eques (leafy seadragon)
Lineage: Eukaryota; Metazoa; Chordata; Actinopteri; Syngnathiformes; Syngnathidae
Gene: utp11
Product: UTP11 small subunit processome component
Exons: 8
Coding region: 119-886 (255 amino acids)
Biological process (GO): rRNA processing
Cellular component (GO): small-subunit processome; nucleolus
Source: RefSeq, a predicted model, not a curated record
UUUAAAAGGGAAACAACUUUUGUGGAGGGGCACUCGUGCUCGGCUUUAAUAAAGACUCAAAUUGAACAUUUGAAAGGGUUUGUCUUAUUAAAGUAGCUGUUUGGGACACUUCUCAAACAUGUCGUCGUUCAGGAAAGCGCUGAAAUCCCGACAAAGAAACCACCAUGAAAGAUCCCAGCCUGAAUUUAGGAAGCACUUGGGCUUACUGGAGAAGAAGAAAGACUACAAACAACGUGCAAAUGACUACCAUAAGAAGAAAAACACACUCCUCGCUUUUCGCAAGAAGGCUCUGGAGAAGAACCCGGAUGAGUUUUACUACAACAUGAUCAAUUCACAGCUGCAGGACGGAGUCCACCUGUCCAAAAAGCAGAAAGAUGAUGAGUCGGAGGUGACGGAGGAGCAGAAGAGAGUGAUGACGACACAGGAUAUUAAAUAUGUGGAGAUGAAGAGGGUGGCAGAAGCGAGGAAAAUUGAGAGGCUGAAAGGAAGUCUCCAUCUUCUGGAUGCGGUCAGCAAACAGAAAAACAAGCACACCUUUUUUGUGGAUUCCAAAAAAGAAGUACAGUCGUUCGACUUGGCCAACCACCUGAACACCGUCCCCGAACUGCUGGAUCGAGUGUACAACAGACCCACAGUGGCCACGCUGAUGAACGAGCGCAUCCUGGGAGCCGUGGAGCCUCGCAGUCAAAAGAAGCUGUCCAAGCAACGCAAGCACGAGUACAAGCUUCUUGCCCAAAGGAUCGACCGGGAGAGGAAACUGUUUGUCAUCAGCCAGAAGCUUCAGACGCGCAAGGACCUCCAGGAUAAAAGCAAGAAAAUCAAAGUUAAGAAGGAGACGCCAAAUGCUCCGGCCAUCUACAAGUUCGAGACUAAGAGGAAGCGCUGAGUCGCCACUCAGUUGACGAAUCGAGUCACCACAAAGUUGACCAAUCAUGGACAUUAUCCUUCAAAAAAUGUCACAACACAUUUUGUACAUACAUAUUUGUUCCCAAUUAAAUAUUAAACAUUAUAA